This is a messenger RNA of Meloidogyne enterolobii, 1245 nucleotides long. The record is from the annotation of a GenBank genome assembly. NCBI's taxonomy places the organism in Eukaryota, Metazoa, Nematoda, Chromadorea, Rhabditida, Meloidogynidae.
AUGUCAAAAAGCCUUCCUUUUAAAUUUUUCUUCACUUUAUUUAUUUUUUGCUCAUUUUAUGCUUCAGUUACUCCUAAAGAACAACAUUUUUCUGAAUGGCCAGAAGAAAGUAGUAGUAAAAGUAUUGCUUCAGUUGCUGAAAUGCCUAGAGAAGACAUUACUUUAUUCUUUCAACGACUAGCGUCAGGGCAUGUUGGAACAACCACCAGAAACUUUCGUUACGGACAACGAAACAUUGAAAGAAGUGAAGAAGGGAAAUCUUCCAAAAGGAGAAAAAUUAUUGUUCGCCCUCUUGUAAACGCUGUCCUUCACGGGAGUGCUUCUACUUCCCUGCCUAACACAAAAAUUUCAAUAACAAAUACCCCUCCAACAACCUCAACAAAAACAACAACAAUAUUACCCUCAUCUUCAACCAAAAAUUUAAAAGAAACAUCAAAAAAUGAAAGAAAAAUUGCCAAAAGUUUGAGAGAAAUGGGGUGGAUUGUAUUUAUUGUAAUUAUUGGGGUAUUCUUCUCGUUGGCUACAACGAUUGGGAAUGCUCUAGUUAUGCUUUCAAUAUGUGUGGAUAAAAAAUUACAAACAAUUUCCAAUUAUUUUCUUUUCUCGCUAGCUGUAGCUGACCUUACUAUUGGGCUUAUUUCCAUCCCUCUUAUGACCUUGUAUACGGCAAACGAGACUUGGACGUUUGGAUAUUCUCUUUGCCAAUUUUGGCUCUGCAUCGAUUAUUUAAUGUGCAAUGCUUCAGCUCUCAAUUUGUUGUUAAUUAGCUUUGAUAGAUACUUUUCUGUUACUCGUCCUCUUACUUACAGACCAAAGAGAACAACAAGAAAAGCUUUAAUUAUGAUUUCGUGUACCUAUACAAUAUCCCUUUUAUUAUGGCCUCCCUGGAUAGUUUUAUGGCCAUAUAUGGAAGGCCGUUUUAUUGUUGAAGAAAGUUCUUUAUGUGUUGUUCAGUUUUUGGUAUUGGGUGAUACUAGAACUUGGCAAAAUCAAUUAGCAACCUUGUUCACGUCUGCGGCAGCUUUUUACAUUCCAGUAACUCUAAUGAUUGUUCUUUACUAUAAAGUUUAUUUGGAAACACGCAGGCGCCGAAAGGAGUUGAGGAAAUUACAGGCUGGACAACAACAAGUAAAUUUUGUUUUAUUAAUUAAUUUUUUUAUUCUUCUCAUAUCUCUUCCUAACAAUUUUUUUUUGAUUUUUGCAAUUUUACCCUUUGUGCUUUUUUUUCUGCAAUUUAAAAAUUAA